Messenger RNA from Engraulis encrasicolus (European anchovy), 847 nucleotides. RefSeq lists its product as uncharacterized. The transcript has 7 exons. NCBI's taxonomy places the organism in Eukaryota, Metazoa, Chordata, Actinopteri, Clupeiformes, Engraulidae. The record is from RefSeq and is a predicted model, not a curated record. Bases 71 to 847 code for a protein of 258 amino acids.
GUUGAUUGGGUCGCAAGUUCUAACCUAAAUGAUGAAUGAUUAGGGGCGACCCUGAUCUAAAAGACACGUUAUGUCUUCGCGCAAAUAUGGAGAAUGGCUUGCUUCAACGGGAGUGUCGCCGUUGGCUCUGUCAACCAAACGCUUGCCUGAUUGUGUGAUGACUGGAUGCAAACUGCCCCCGGUCUCCCCUUGUGCCCGUAAGCGCAAGCAGGUGGGGCAUACGAACCGCUUCCAGCUAUCGCAUGCCUGCAGUGUGGCGGCCGAGGCCAGCGACUUGCUCGGUCAAGCACAGGUGCAGCGGUCGGCGCGUGUGGGAAUGAACGGUACCCUCCGGAGUAUAAGAACGGCUGACUUUCCAGUGCAUGGUCAAGACGGAUGCCCCUGCCAUGAAGUCUCUCUGCCACAGAUCGUGUCACCAGUCAGUGCGGCCAUGCCCACCCACUCUCGACCCUGUUCCAGCCCUCCGUCGUCACCCUCUGCCCUCAAGCCUGAGGACACUUUCUACUUGGUGUCACGCCAGAUUGUGGGCCAACCUCAACCAGACGCCGUUCUGGAAUGCUUGGGCAGCCAAUGGGAGAUGCACCUGCCUUACCUGAUCAAGUCAUCCACACUGACUGACCUGUACGCUUCCUGCCGAAAGCAGAGGCUGCCUUACCCUCCACCAGAGCCAGCAAGCAGUAAGAGUAGCGGCCGCAGAAGGACAGGACCCCAUAGCCGGCCUGAGAUGUGCCUGUCUCAAAAGAAGAGGAAGCCAAGGAAAUCCCCAGAGCCCAUAUUCAUGCAGCUGCCCAUCAGAGACCCUGCCAUCUCAAAAGAAGGCAAGUCCCUGACCCCUCCUGAAAUCUGA